Messenger RNA from Zea mays, 1531 nucleotides. Its product is annotated as probable UDP-3-O-acyl-N-acetylglucosamine deacetylase 1, mitochondrial. Gene Ontology annotation, molecular function: UDP-3-O-acyl-N-acetylglucosamine deacetylase activity. The record is from RefSeq and is a predicted model, not a curated record. Lineage: Eukaryota; Viridiplantae; Streptophyta; Magnoliopsida; Poales; Poaceae. The transcript has 7 exons. The coding region runs from base 138 to 1151 and encodes 337 amino acids. Gene Ontology annotation, biological process: lipid A biosynthetic process.
AGGACCCACAUUACAAAAAUACGCUUUUCUCACACACAAACGCCCCACGCUCGGCUGAGCACUUUCCCGCCGUCUUCAGACCGUCACACCCUCGGUCGUGACAGGUUUCUGCCUCCACUGCCUUCCCCACCGCCGCCAUGCCCUCCUCCGCCGCCCGGGCCCUCACAUCCGUCUCCCGCGCAGCCUUCUCCUGGAAGCCGACGGGGCGGCCGCAGCAAACGCUGGCGGCGGCGGUGAGCAGGUCGGGCGUGGGGCUCCACUCGGGAGCGCGCGUCACCGCCACGCUGUUUCCGACGCAAGCUGGAGAGGGUAGGUAUUUCCUCGUGGAGGGUGAUGAGGAGGCGAGGGUAGCGGCAGAGGUGGGGAACGCCGAGCCACUGUCGCAGCUCUGCACGACGCUUCGUCGGGGCGAAGGCGCCCACACGCGGGUCCGGACGGUGGAACACCUUCUUUCGGCGAUGGAGGCGCUUGGCGUCGACAACUGCCGUAUCGAGGUUAGCGGCGGGGAUGAGAUUCCUUUGCUUGAUGGAUCAGCGCAAGAGUGGGUAGAGGCAGUACAAGGCGUUGGCUUGUGUGCGGCAGAGGAUGCCAAUGGGGAAAAGUUGGAUAAACUGGCGCCUGAAAUUCAGGAGCCUGUUUACCUACGGAAACACGAUUGCUUUAUAGCUGCAUUCCCUAGCCCACAAAUCCACAUAACCUGUGGCAUUGAUUUCCCAAAGGUGCCAGCGAUUGAGUGUCAAUGGGUUUCUACAUUCCUGGAUGAUAAUAUAUACUCAAGCAAGAUUGCGCCUGCAAGAACUUUCUGUAUAUUUGAAGAGGUUGAAAAAAUGCGUGCUGCUGGACUCAUCAAAGGAGGGUCACUAGAAAAUGCUAUGGUUUGCAGCAUAUCUGGUGGCUGGCUGAAUCCACCACUGCGGUUCGAGGAUGAACCUUGCCGCCACAAGAUUUUAGAUCUUAUUGGUGACUUCUCGCUGUUUGCACAGAAUGGUAACCAGGGCUUUCCAAUUGCUCAUAUAAUUGCCUAUAAGGCUGGUCACGCGCUGCACACUGAUUUCCUCCGCCAUCUGUCUGGAAAGAUCACUGUGGACCAAGAGCAGCUUGCUGGGCGGUGUUCAGAUGUGCACGGCUCAUGUUCAUCGUAUGUUCGGUAGUGGUUAGGAUAGAAAGAGGUGCAUUUCAGGACAAGCACGCGGUGACACCCCUCGUUUCUCAGUAUAAGGCUAGUACUGAGAUGAGGGUUCUACUGUGACAUUUUUCCUUCAGAUUCGUGGGCUGCAACAGCCAUGGUCUUUCAGAAAAUUGAAUUUUGCCGGCCCGUGUGGAGUUUUGGUAACUUGGUAUGGAAGAUCAUUUUUUUCCCAUCGUACUUUGAAGUUUGCGGAUGUGGCCGGGCCGUGUCUGUUCUUUUGAUGGCUGAACCCAGGUGGGGGUGGAGUCCGGUGGACGCUCCAGGAAGCAGGGACUGCAGGUGGGGGUGGAUUUUAUUUGUAUUUAUUGAACUAUAAUUAUAGAGCUCUAGUUUAUUGUUCUA